Molecule: messenger RNA, 2355 nt
Organism: Exserohilum turcica Et28A
Lineage: Eukaryota; Fungi; Ascomycota; Dothideomycetes; Pleosporales; Pleosporaceae
Exons: 4
Coding region: 1-2355 (784 amino acids)
Biological process (GO): amine metabolic process
Cellular component (GO): plasma membrane
Molecular function (GO): quinone binding; copper ion binding; primary methylamine oxidase activity
Source: RefSeq, a predicted model, not a curated record
AUGCGUCUUCUCUAUCUCACCAACCUGGCCUUGGUCAGUCUGGCUAGCUGUUCCGCCGUGCCAUUCCUCGGAUACGAUACAAAGGUCGCACAUGGUCUCUUUGACAAACGUACCGCCAAUAGCACUGUCCAGUCAUGCUUCAAAGAAGCCGCACCUAGCGUUACGGCCCCGAAGAAGAACCCAUGGGCUCCUUUGACCCCGGAUGAGAGUCUUUCGGUUUGGAAUCUGCUACACGAUCCAGCUUCUGGUCUAAAUUUGACCCAUCCAGAUGAGGCGACAGUCACUGACAACUAUGUAUUCUGGGUGGACGUGUUACACACUAAUAAAAGCGAUGUCUUGCCGUACAUAGACGGGGAUGCAGCAGCGCCACCCAAGUAUGCCAGAGCCAUCAUCUUUCAAGGCGGGAAGCUAGAGCCUGAUUCGCAGGAGUACAUGAUUGGGCCUCUUCCAGUGUCAGACGCAACUGCCAUCGAAAAGCUCGAUUACAUGUACAACGGCGGUUCUGGAGGCUUAGUACCCUUUAACGCCAGAUACGUCGACGGUCCAAAAUCAGAUGCGAUUGAGCCACUCGUUGUAUCCAUCAUGUCUAGCAUAUCCGACAUUACCAAAGCAUUGUUCCAAGGUGCUGCGUACUACGGAUCCGAUGACCCAAAGACCAAUCUAACUUACACUUCCGGCGACCCAACUUCUUUUGACGGCACAAGCGCGUUCCAGCACUUGAUGUUCCGUUUUCCCGGUACAGCGUCGUACAUGACGCCCUUGGACUUUUUCCUUUCGCUCGACACUACGGGCACUGAUCCGUCACUGUACUCUCUGAAAGGUUUCGUGACGAACGAGAAGUUCUAUCCCUCCAUUGAAGCGCUCCGAGCGGCUUUUGAGGCUGGCGAAAUCGCCAUGGAGUACGAUCAGACCAUGGACGCUGACUGGGCAAUGGUCGACUACAAGCCGGAGCUAGGCGUGCGUGACCUGGAAGAACGUCUUGCACCGAGCACGCUCGAAAUUGGCGGAAAGCGGUACAAGCUUGACAAGGAAAACCGAUACGUCGAGUACAUGGGAUGGUCUUUCUACAUGUCUUUUUCGCGAACGCUCGGUAUCAGGUUCUACGACAUCAAAUUCAAGGGAGAACGCAUCCUCUACGAACUGUCCAUGCAAGAGGCUGCUGCACAAUAUGGGGGUAAUCAACCCAAAGCAGCCAACACUGUCUAUCACGACACUUACUACCAGGUUGGCACCAGGAUGAAUACUCUCGUAGAAGGCUUCGACUGCCCCUGGGGCUCUACAUUCCUCAACCUGUCCUACCCCAUAACCAACAAAACAAAAGUCAACGAGAACGCGCUCUGCAUCUUCGAAACCGACAUGAACUUUCCGCUAUCGCGUCACCGCGCCGCAGGAUCGACCGAGUACGGCUUCACCAACUGGGGCACCGUCAAAGGCUCAGGACUCAUUGUGCGUGCAAUUGCUACCGUCGGCAACUACGACUACAUGUUUGAUUAUGUGUUCCACAUGGACGCUUCACUCGAAAUCAUUGUCCGUGCAUCUGGAUACCUGCAGUCCAGCUUCUACUACCCUAAGCAAGGCACGUUUGGACCGAGAAUCCAGCGAGCAACCCAGGGCUCGCUCCACGACCAUGUCAUCACGUACAAAGCCGAUUUCGACAUUGCCGGGACCAAGAACUCGCUUCAAGUCUCGGAACUGAAAGCGAAGAAGACGUCUCAGCCGUGGUUCCCCGAGCUCGGCGAGUUCGAGCAGCUGGAAAUGGACAUUUCGUACAUGGCCGAGGAGAAGCAGUUCAACUGGGCGCCCAACAACCAAGCCAUGUACGUGGUGCUAAACCCCAACGCAACCAACGCAUGGGGCGAGAAGCGCGGCUACCGCCUGGUGCCAGGCCGCUCCGACAUCCAUCUCUCGACGCUGCACUCGCCGUGGUCGCGCAAGAACUCCGAGUUCAUAAAGUCGCAUCUGGCCGUCACGCGGCAGCACGACACGGAGCCAUAUGCCAACAGCGUGCAGAACAUCAAUUUACCGUGGAAGCCACAACAAGACUUUAGCAAGUUCUUUGACGGCGAGUCAGUGGAAAACGAGGAUCUCGUUGUCUGGUUCAAUCUGGGUAUGCAUCAUUUUACGCGCAGCGAAGAUGUGCCCGUGACGCUGUACACGGAGGCCUUUUCGAACAUCGUGCUUGCACCGCAGAACUUCUUCGAUAGGGCGCAGGACGGUGAUAUCAGGAAUCGCAGGUGGAUCGAGGUGGAUGUUGAGGGCGUUAUGACGGUUGAUACGUAUGGCGUGGGCCUUGAGACGUGUCCCAUUGUGCUGGGAGAGCCGACGGAGCGGUUGGGAAAAGUAGUGUCGAUUUAG